AUGACAUCUCAACAAAAAAUUCUAUCUUCUGAUCGUAUUCUUAACAUACCUAAAGUCGACAUUGAUAAUCUUGAAUGUUCUAUUUGUCGUGGAUUACUUUGGAAACCAGUUGCUUGUCAAUCAUGUGAAACACCUUUCUGUUCCUCAUGUAUUCAUCAAUGGUUAAUUGAUCAUCCAAAACAAUGUCCAAAUCGAUGUGAAACAUACAUUGAACGAAAAUGUCCUCCAUUUAUUGCUAAACUACUUGCUCAAUUAAAUAUGAAUUGUUUCUAUCGAUCUUAUGGUUGUAGUCAAGUUACUUCAUAUGAAGGGUUAGAUAAACAUGAGAUCGAAUGUAGUUUUCAACCUCGUCAGUGUUCUGGUUGUAAAUCACAAAUAUUGAAAAAAGAUUAUGAUAAUCAUAUGAACACAUGUCCAUUAAUUGAUUUAAUUUGUCAAACUUGCAAACUUAUAUUCAAAAGAGCUGAUUUUAACCAAAAACAUACAGAAAUUAUCUGUUUAAAAGAACAAAAUCGAUUACUUCAAAAUGAAUCGAAAGAAUAUAAACGUGAAAUACAUGAACUCAAUCUUCAAUUAGAUGAAAUGCGCAUAAUAGAUCCAAGCAUAUGGGAAAUCAAAAUUACAUUUGAUGAUUUACAAGAUGGAACUGAUAAUUGUUAUUGUAUUCCAGUUCAGUAUCGAGGAUUUACAUGGAUCAGUGAUAAAAAUUGGUCGGAGACCAAGAAACAUACAGUGACACUACUCUUUGGUAAACCACAAUUUAUUCUUCUUCAUUGGGAAAACAUCAACAAGAUCACUUUUGAAUCAUCUGGUGGUACUGCUCAUUUUGGUAGUGGUAGUGGACUAGGAUCUCAUGUUAUAUUAACUCAAAUGACAAUAGAUUCACUCGAAUAA
Molecule: messenger RNA, 894 nt
Organism: Rotaria sordida
Lineage: Eukaryota; Metazoa; Rotifera; Eurotatoria; Philodinida; Philodinidae
Source: the annotation of a GenBank genome assembly